Fulvia fulva is the source of this 408-nucleotide messenger RNA. RefSeq lists its product as uncharacterized. The transcript has a single exon. The coding region runs from base 1 to 408 and encodes 135 amino acids. The record is from RefSeq and is a predicted model, not a curated record. Lineage: Eukaryota; Fungi; Ascomycota; Dothideomycetes; Mycosphaerellales; Mycosphaerellaceae.
AUGCCUGACAUCUUCUACCUUCCCGGAGGCUCGACUUAUAUCGCCAUCACCGCCCUGAUAGCUAUCCUGUGGACAACUCUGGUAUUCCUGGUACGCGUCUUCCUCCGUCAGCGUGUCAACGGACCGUUUGGCUGGGACGAUGCGGCUUGUGGCGCCGCGACAUUCCUGGGACUUGUACAUUCCGCAUUGGUUCUAGGAGCAGCACACUAUAGCUUAGGAUGGCCACUCGAGACCGUGACAGCUCAGGACUUCAAUAAAUGCCUCAUUUUGAUGUACGCCUACAGCUUGAUAUACAUCCUGGCACUUGCCUUCACCAUGAUCUCGGUGGCACUUCUGAUGCAACGCAUCACCAUGGACAAGAAAGUCAUCAGGUGCACCCACGGCCUCAUAGCAGCGACCGUACUCUAG